UACAUAAAAUCACAAUCAAUUAAUUGAAAUACAUUGAAAUAGGCUAUAGCACUGCUUCUUAAACUUCUAAUUGGCCACACAUUCAGAAUAAAAAAUUGCGUGCGCCACUCCAUUUUUUUUCUUGAUGAGAAAUGCACUCGAAAACAGAAAGAAACGACAACUACCAGUGCUUGGUUUACAAGAUAGAACGCAACUACUUUAUAAUCUGAUCGUGGGACAUCCAAAAAGCAUGCAAACAACCAGCAGAAAAUUGAAAGAAGGAAUGCUCUCCAGGUGAGGGCAGGAAGAGCCAGGAGCUUUUGGGAGAGGCCGGCGGCUGAUGAAUACGUGUUGGAAGUUUCUGGAUGGUGUUUCUAUCUCUUGGCACAUAUUUGUGAGUCAAGGUCAUCUUGCCAGCGCCAGGAACAACAGAAGGCUCCAGAAAUGUCUGGAAGGCCACUGCAGAGGAUAAAAGGAGGCGCUGAAGCUUGUCAGAGACAGACAGUGGAGCGGAAAGAGACACUGCAGGCACCUGGAGCCCAGAGAGAGAGUCGAAAGAGACACUGCAGGCACUCGGAGCCCAGAGAGAGAGAGAGAGAAACAGACCGUCCUGCUGAGCUAUGCUAAGUUUCUCAAGAUCCGGAGGGUUGCAGCACGGGGGUUAUCCUGGGUCCAGCCUCAUCUCCCCGCAGCUUUACAGCAGAGAUCCAAGAAGCGGCUACAGGUGGCUGGAGGUUCCGCAGAACCUCUCUGCGCAGAACCUCUCUGCGCAGAACCUCUAUGCGCAGCCCCAGGUGGAUGAGAUGGGGAGGCCGAGGGUCUUGCAUGCAGGUACCUAUCCCCAGAACCUCUUUGCACAGCCCCAGGUGGAUGAGAUGGGGAGGCCGAGGGUCUUGCCUGCAGGUAGCUAUCCCCACGUCUCCUGGGCAGCCCCAGGCCAGGAAGGGCAGGGCAGCCUUGUCCCCAAAGUCAGCUUCCAGGAGAACAAAAUCACGUACCAGCUCUGCCUGGACAUGGCCGGGUUUUUGUCGGACGAUCUGACCGUGAAGAUGGACGGGAGGAAGCUGACGGUGUCUGGGAAGCACAAGAAGAAGACCAGGUCGGAAGACGACCUCGUUUUCCACGAUCACAGAGAGGUCCUCAGGGAAAUUCUCCUGCCGGAAGAUGCCGAUCUCGACGCCGUGACCUGCACCUUGACCCACGAUGGGAAACUCUGCUUCCAGGUCCCACGCAAGGCCCCGACCGCUCCCAAGGUGACAAACAUCCCUGUCACCAGGGCCGCCCAGGGGGGAAAAGGGCAGGAGAAGGCUGCUCUGGAAAAGGAUGACCAAGAAGGAGGAAGUGGAGAGGGGGAGGCGAGAAAUACCGGGGACAAGGAUGACCAAGAAGGAAGUGAAGACGAGUAGGCAUAUCCAGGACAGAAGUGAGGGAGGGCGGACAGUGCAAAGCAUGGGGCUUCAAAGGACAUGGCGAUUCCAGCUGUUCCAGCUGCAAGCUUUGGGGCUUGGGAACUUUGCUGCCAUCCUGUUCCCUGGACGUCCUCUCACAUGUAGGUCAUCUCUUUUGGGGGUACCUUUUAUACAUCCCACAAGUCAUGGGUUGUUGUUUAUCGUGCAGUUCCAUUAUGAUUGUCGUUUCCUUAAUAUUGUACUUUGGAGAACCCAUCAGGAAAUAAACUUGCAUUGUUUCCCCCUUGAAA
This is a messenger RNA of Podarcis raffonei (Aeolian wall lizard), 1678 nucleotides long. RefSeq names its product heat shock protein 30D-like. The transcript has a single exon. The record is from RefSeq and is a predicted model, not a curated record. NCBI's taxonomy places the organism in Eukaryota, Metazoa, Chordata, Lepidosauria, Squamata, Lacertidae. Gene Ontology annotation, molecular function: protein folding chaperone. Bases 600 to 1385 code for a protein of 261 amino acids. Gene Ontology annotation, biological process: protein refolding; response to heat.